AUGGCUCGCUCCACAUCCCCACCAUCCGCUCAGAAUAUAUACCAUCCGGGGGUAGAUCUGGAAGAUUUUGAAGGGUAUACGCAUGGCGGAUUCCACCCAACCCUUAUCGGCGACACAUUUUGUGAGGGACGCUACACUGUGGUCCACAAGCUUGGCUUCGGCGGCUACUCAACUAUCUGGCUUGCACGAGACCGACGAAACCAACGAUAUGUAUCCCUGAAAAUACUGACUGCAGAAGCAUCACGAGAAAGUCGUGAGGAUGAAAUACUUCAAAUAUUAGCGAAGGGUGACUCGACCCACCCUGGGAAGAGAUUUGUUCCUUACCUGUUGGACCGAUUCUCUUUCGAAGGUCCCAACGGACACCAUCGGUGUUUGGUCGGAGAGCCUGCUGGUUGUAGCUUGGCUAAAUCUAAGGAAGAUAGUACGAAUCUCAUGUUUCCACGGGAUGCGGCAAGGUCGAUUGCUGCUCAGUGCUUUAUGGGAGUGUCUUAUUUACAUGCAAAUGGUGUAUGCCACGGAGAUCUUCAUCUACAUAACUUACUCUUGCGUGUCCCAAACUUCGAUAGUUUGAGUGCGGAUGAUUUAUACAAGCGUUUUGGAAAGCCGUACGAGGCUCCAAUUCGACGACUGGACGGGAAACCUAACAAGCCACACGCACCUCCACAUGCCAUUAAUUGCAUGGCUUGGAAUAUGCCUGCAAAUGAAAUUGCAGAACCAGAGAUUGUCAUAUCUGAUUACGGGACAUCGUUCAUUAUAUCCCAAACACCCUCUCCGACGCUUCACACACCGAUCCUUUACGCGCCGCCGGAGGAAUUCUUCAACGAAACCAUCACUAAACCCACAGCAGCCGACAUAUGGACGCUUGGGGUUAAUUUAUAUGACGCCAUGGGCGAGCGUCCACUUUUCGAAACUUUCGCUUGGGACCCAGACGAUAUUAUCGCGGAGAUGAUCAAUACGCUUGGGCUACCACCCCAGAGGUGGUGGAACACUUGGGCCAAGCGCUCUGAAUUCUUCGAGGCGGAUGGUUCAUGGGUCACCGAUUUUCGGCGUAUUUGUGACCCUAUUUUCCGACGCCUUCCGAAGCGCAUCUGGGAUAUGGGCCGUGGCGACACACCAGACACCUGUGAGUGGGACGUUCCUGGCGGCGAGUUUAAUGCAUUAGAGUGUCUUUUUCGGGCAAUGUUGUCAUUUGAACCGACCCAGAGACCGACCGCCGAACAGCUCUUAACAUUUGAGUACACUGUGAAGUGGGCGAUGCCGGCGUGGGAAAAUCAGAUGAAGAGAUCUUGUACGCAUUCCAUGGAGAAGAGAUGA
Molecule: messenger RNA, 1314 nt
Organism: Blastomyces gilchristii SLH14081
Lineage: Eukaryota; Fungi; Ascomycota; Eurotiomycetes; Onygenales; Ajellomycetaceae
Product: CMGC/SRPK protein kinase
Exons: 2
Coding region: 1-1314 (437 amino acids)
Biological process (GO): spliceosomal complex assembly; protein phosphorylation; regulation of mRNA processing
Molecular function (GO): ATP binding; protein kinase activity
Source: RefSeq, a predicted model, not a curated record